Messenger RNA from Hemibagrus wyckioides, 1962 nucleotides. Its product is annotated as ubiquitin-conjugating enzyme E2 B. Gene Ontology annotation, molecular function: ubiquitin conjugating enzyme activity. Gene Ontology annotation, biological process: protein polyubiquitination; proteasome-mediated ubiquitin-dependent protein catabolic process; DNA repair. The record is from RefSeq and is a predicted model, not a curated record. Gene Ontology annotation, cellular component: HULC complex. The transcript is spliced from 6 exons. Bases 117 to 575 code for a protein of 152 amino acids. NCBI's taxonomy places the organism in Eukaryota, Metazoa, Chordata, Actinopteri, Siluriformes, Bagridae.
GGGAUCUAUGACGUCACUUGUUGUUUGGAAGAAAGAAACACGGCACCUAGAGCUGACUCUCUGAAUCUGUCCUUUUAUCACUCCUACACGUUUUAUGACUAAAUAAAAACCCCGCCAUGUCUACCCCGGCAAGGAGGCGUUUAAUGAGGGACUUCAAAAGACUUCAAGAAGACCCACCAACUGGUGUGAGUGGUGCUCCCUCCGAAAACAAUAUCAUGCUGUGGAAUGCCGUUAUUUUUGGACCUGUAGGAACACCUUUUGAGGAUGGAACUUUUAAACUUGUGAUAGAAUUUUCAGAAGAAUAUCCGAAUAAACCUCCUACAGUUCGAUUUAUCUCCAAAAUGUUCCACCCAAAUGUUUAUGCAGAUGGCAGUAUAUGUUUAGACAUUCUUCAGAAUCGCUGGAGUCCUACAUAUGACGUAUCCUCUAUUCUGACAUCUAUCCAGUCCUUGCUGGAUGAGCCUAACCCUAACAGCCCAGCCAACAGUCAGGCGGCACAACUCUAUCAAGAGAACAAGCGAGAGUAUGAGAAGAGAGUUUCUGCCAUUGUGGAGCAAAGCUGGGCUGACUCGUAAUGUUCAUCAUUUAAAUGCUCAAGUACCAUUUAUCAGGUUCUUCAAUCUUUUAUUUAACGUAUCUCGGACACACUCGAAAACAAACCCGUCAGCUGCAACUGGAAAGCCAGUGUGUAGGAACUCCUUUUACUGAGGUUUUGCUGCAAGCAGAAAUGAUUGUGCUUUUGGUUUUUUUUACUUUUUACUUCUUUUUUUUUUUUUUUCAUGAUAAAUUAUUCUUAAGAGUUUAUAAUGUUUUACUGUAUCUCCAGAACUACUGGCACUCUUACUGAGAAUUGUGCAAAAAUUAAUGUAUAAACUGAAACACACUCAAUAUUAUAAGAUUAUCAUUAACUUAACUAUUUUUUUUUCCUGUGAUAACUGGUCAGAUAAAGAAGAGUAGGAUAAAACCUAGUUUAGUGCAUGUGGAGUCUAACAACACAAUAUGAAAGAUUGUUCCAGUAAUGCACAGUAAUAGGUUCUGCAUUUUGUUGGUUUAUCUCAGGAAGCAUCUGGUUUCCUUUCCAAUAGUUUACUGGUUCUGGAGAUGGGAACUAAUCGUUGUUUAAAAAAAACUGUACAGUUCUGAAACUUUGGGUUUUAUUUGCUCUUCACCAUGUGUGUGGACAUAAAGCUCAUAAAUCCUCUUUCUGCCAAAGUUUCAGCUGUUAGAGAUUUGUUGUAUUAUUAUUAUUAUUAUGUUCCUUCAUGGUAUUUUAACAUGUAUAUGUAUUUUUAUAUCCAACUGUGUUAAACCCUGUUGUGAUGUAUGGGAGAGUUUUAAAAGAAAUCAAGCCAAACUGUAUUCUCUUAUUGUUUGUGAGAACUAAAUAUGAACCUUUUUUGUAUGUAUUAAUUAUUGCUUAUUUCCCUGUAGGGUGCCAAUAGUUCUGGAGUUUAUUAAUAUUUGACUGAUUUAAUUUUAGACUUAUUUUUUAAGUUAACAAAAGUGGACUAUAAUGAUGAUGAUAAUUCUUAAAUUAUUUAUAGUAUAACUACCUACAAAACAGCAUGUGGGUUUUUUGUUUUGUUUUUGGUCUGGAAAUUAAAUCGGCUAUGGCAGUGAGACACGAUAGAAUCUUACCAAUGUCAAUUUUCUUGUUUCUCUCUUGUUACAAUAAUAAUUAAAUGUACUAUAAUUAAUAUCCGUGUGUGUGUGUAAUAUAUAUAUAUAUAUUACACAUACACUCACACUCUGUCCUAUAUAGAAGUAUAGCAGCCAAAUUAAAAAUUAAUCUGAAAAAAUGAUAGUGUGGAUUAUAUGCUGUGUAAAUGAAACAGCUUUGAUGAUAACCUUUGUAUAAUCAUGUUCUUUUGAAACCUGGAUGUAUUCAUAUUCAAUUUUGGGGGCCAUUCAAAUUGUUCGUCUUGCUAAUAAUAUAAUAAAGUGUACACUUUUGUUAUCUCA